This is a messenger RNA of Rhododendron vialii, 848 nucleotides long. Its product is annotated as outer envelope pore protein 16-3, chloroplastic/mitochondrial. Bases 174 to 653 code for a protein of 159 amino acids. The record is from RefSeq and is a predicted model, not a curated record. Gene Ontology annotation, molecular function: transmembrane protein transporter activity. Lineage: Eukaryota; Viridiplantae; Streptophyta; Magnoliopsida; Ericales; Ericaceae. The transcript has 3 exons. Gene Ontology annotation, biological process: protein insertion into mitochondrial inner membrane. Gene Ontology annotation, cellular component: TIM22 mitochondrial import inner membrane insertion complex.
UAAAAUUUCAUCACCGUUUUGGGGUCGGGGUUCCAAUUGGUCAGGCCGAUAGCUUCUCCCUCUCUCUCUCUCUCUCUCUCUCGACUCCGAAUCUCCGAUCUCUCAUAGUCACCAACGCAGUGCAGUUCCUCUACUGCCUUCAUCUUUCUCUAUCUCCGCGACAAGGGAGAGUAAUGGAUCCUUCAGAACUUAGGUACUUGGAAGAUGAGGGUACCCCAAUAAUGAAAACAAUCAAGGGUGCAACCUCUGGCUUCGUUGCGGGAACUAUUUGGGGUACCAUAGUUGCUACUUGGCACGAUGUGCCUCGGGUUGAGAGAAAUGUUGCACUUCCAGGGUUGAUAAGGACACUCAAGAUGAUGGGUAACCAUGGCUUGACUUUUGCUGCAAUUGGCGGUGUUUUCAUAGGCGUAGAGCAGCUGUUGCAGAAUUAUAGGAUGAAGAGGGACUUCAUGAAUGGAGCUGUUGGUGGUUUUGUUGCUGGGGCUACAGUUCUUGGUUACAAAGCAAAAAGCAUUCCAACAGCGAUUUCUGCUGGCGCAGCGUUUGCUGUCACUUCUGCACUGAUUGAUGCUGGGGGUCAGACCACCAGAAUUGAUAAUGGCAAGGAGUACUACCCUUACACUCAAAAGAAGCGGCCCACUGUCACUAAUUGAUCUCUCUUUGCUGCCGCUGAGAAGGCCAAAUUUGGCUUGGUUAUGUGAAAGCUCUGAUCACUAUUUACUGGAGUGGCUGAAUGUUUUUGGAGAUGUAACCAUACUCCUGCACUAUCUUUUUUCAAUGUUUGCUUCUUUUCAGUUCUCAGCGUUUGAGAGGAUGGUUUCAAUAAAAUGCUUUCUUAUAUUUGUCAA